Caenorhabditis briggsae is the source of this 819-nucleotide messenger RNA. Gene Ontology annotation, biological process: G protein-coupled receptor signaling pathway; olfactory behavior. The coding region runs from base 1 to 819 and encodes 272 amino acids. Lineage: Eukaryota; Metazoa; Nematoda; Chromadorea; Rhabditida; Rhabditidae. Gene Ontology annotation, molecular function: G protein-coupled olfactory receptor activity. The record is from RefSeq and is a predicted model, not a curated record. The transcript is spliced from 3 exons.
AUGACCGGUUCUAAAACGUCUUUUUUGUCCAUAAAUGCAUUAUUGGCAUCUUUCCAGAACGUUCAUAUCACCGAGUCAUCAUUCAUUGUGUUCAGUGUGUUGAAAAAUGAAAAGUUUGGAAAAGAUUUUGGACCAAUUGCAAUUACAAUCUACUGUUCGUGUUAUGCUAUGAUGUUAUCCCUCCUCUCCAUUCAUUUCUUUUAUCGUUAUACCUCUGUAACCGCUCCCAUGUGGCUAUCCAAUCGUUUUUCCUCGAAAUCCUCUAUUUUCUGGUUUCUAUUUGUUUUCGUCUACUCAACAAUCUGGGGAUGCUCCAGUUAUUUUCUCUGUAAACCCACCGAAAACAAAGAUCGCGAAUUGCUCAGAGAAUUCAUGAAGGAGUACUGUAUGAAGCCGGAGGAGUAUGCUUAUGUGGGUCCUCAAUAUUUUUAUGAGAAUUUUGAAAACGGGAAGUUUAAAUUCCACUGGCCAUCAUUCCUGGGAAUUGGUAUUCUGGCUUCUCAAAUGAGUUCAACAUUCGUACUUGUUGUAUUUUUUGGAGUUAAAACUUAUCAAACUCUUGUUGAUAAGACCGGAAAUAAUUGUUUCGCUUCGAGAGAACUGCAAAAACAACUUUUCAAAACUCUGAUUAUCCAGACGAUAAUUCCAUCGAUUUUCAUGUAUUUCCCGGUGUCUUGUAUGUUUUUAUUCCCGAUUUUUGGGUUAAAAGUUGAAGCGAUGGCCAAUUUAAUUCCGAUUUCUGUUUCUGUUUAUCCAUGUUUGGAACCUCUUGUUGCGCUGAUUUUUAUCAGAGAUUUGAGAAAUCGAAUUGUGGAUUGA